AUGGCGAUAUCAAAUGGCGAAAAGGUUCAUCCUGACGAUGUUGUGAAUGCAGAGAAGAGGAAUGUUUAUCUCAAAGUAUCCAUUCUAAAUAUUCUUGAGAUAGACACUCUGAAGGAGACCUUUACGGCAGACGUGUUCUAUCAGGCAAGAUGGAGAGAACCCAAACUAGAUGGGAAAAAGGGAGGCGAUAAAAUAGACUGGUCGUCAUACUGGAAUCCAAAGAUCUUUAUAUCUAACGCCAUCUCACAGAAAGACCACGACAAGUGGUGCCUUUUACAAACGGAAGAAUCAGGAGAAACCCAUAUCGUAGAGAAAAGUCGACUGGUGGCAACCUUCACAGAGAGCAUGGAGUUAGCGCUAUUUCCUUUCGACAUACAGGAUCUAAACAUUUUCAUAACGACAGAGCUGUCAGACGCAGAAGUUGGAAUUUUUGAAGACGAUCGAGAAAUUUCAAGUGUUCAUACUGAGAUAUUUGCCAAAAGACAAGAAUGGAAGAUUUACGAAUUUGUUCACUUUACCCCUAAAGAUUUAACCCAAGAAUAUGCCAAUAAAAAGUUUAAAAAACCAGGAAUGCACGUUUUCUGCAGCGCUGGGAGAAAACCGGGCUUCUUUGUGUGGAACGUCAUUGUGCUUAUGUGCAUCAUCAGUUCCCUGUCUCUGGCUACGUUCGCUGUGAACAGGAGUAAAGUGGAGAAUCGUCUACAAUUAUCUAUCAUGCUUGUCCUCAUCACAGUCACCUUUAAAUUUGUCACCAACCAAGUUAUUCCCAAAAUAUCCUACGUGACACAUCUGGAUCGGUACAUCAUUGGAAGCACGAUGUUUCUGUACCUGGUGGCUAUGUGGCAUGCUGCCUCCCACGCCAUUAUUACCGACUCCACCGCCCUCAGUGACGUGGAUCAGUACGCCUUCUAUGCCUUUUGCGGCCUGUUUGGCUUUAUCCAACUUUUUUUCGCGCUCAUAGUCAUUUUAAGUGGUUCAACAAGGCGGUACAGAGUUAACAAGACAUUGCAGCAAUACAAUAGGAAACGAGCUGACAUCAUGAAUAGUGGGGACAUUAUCAAGACAUCAAAGACAGGCACAUUGUUUAAGAAAAAUGCUCAAGACUGCCUAUAGCACUGAAUGAGCACGUCCUUGAGAUAUGAUGCAGAGGAUCUUCUUGUGAUGAAUUAAUGACGUUCAUUGAUUUGCCUGUUCAAAAACAUAUCAAAUUUAUAAACAUAUUUACAUAG
This is a messenger RNA of Ostrea edulis (European flat oyster), 1229 nucleotides long. Its product is annotated as gamma-aminobutyric acid receptor subunit gamma-2-like. Gene Ontology annotation, cellular component: neuron projection; membrane; synapse. The transcript has 8 exons. Bases 1 to 1113 code for a protein of 370 amino acids. The record is from RefSeq and is a predicted model, not a curated record. Gene Ontology annotation, molecular function: transmembrane signaling receptor activity; extracellular ligand-gated monoatomic ion channel activity; neurotransmitter receptor activity. Gene Ontology annotation, biological process: nervous system process; monoatomic ion transmembrane transport; signal transduction. Lineage: Eukaryota; Metazoa; Mollusca; Bivalvia; Ostreida; Ostreidae.